AUGAUGGAUAUGUUGAAGAAGCGACGGCUCGACGAGAACGGCAUCGGACUCCUCAACGAAAACCACAUGACCGCAAUCUCUACUCGAUUAACCCCACACGACGCUCGGAAGAUCAUCGAACGCUUCUCCAGCGACCAGCUUCUCGAUAUCUUACAAGAGGCCGUCGCUCGUCACCCCGACGUUCUCGACCUCGUCAGAUCAUCCGCCGACUCAGACAUCUCCCAGAGGAAGCUAUUCAUCCGCGGCCUCGCGGCUGAGACGACCACGGAGGGUCUCCGAUCUCUCUUCUCCACUUACGGAGAUCUCGAGGAAGCUAUCGUGAUUCUCGAUAAGGUCACGGCGAAAUCGAAAGGGUAUGGGUUCGUGACUUUCAAGCACGUGGACGGAGCGCUUCUGGCUCUCAAGGAUCCGUCUAAGAAGAUAGACGGGCGCGUGACGGUCACGCAGCUCGCGGCGGCGGGGAAUCAGGGUACGGCGGCUGCUCAUGUUUCGGAUAUAUCCAUGAGGAAGAUUUAUGUGGCGAAUGUGCCGUUUGAUAUGCCUGCGGAUAGGUUGCUGAAUCAGUUUCUUGCUUAUGGAGAUAUUGAGGAAGGUCCUUUGGGUUUUGAUAAAGUUACUGGGAAGUCGAGGGGGUUCGCUUUGUUUGUGUAUAAGACUUCUGAAGGUGCUCAGGCGGCGCUUGCUGAUCCUACAAAGGUUGUUGAUGGGAAGCAUCUGCAGUGUAAGUUGGCUAUAGAUGGUAAGAAAGGUAAGCCAGAUGGUGGUGGUGCUGGGGCUGGAGGACAUGGUCAUGGUGAUGGAAUGGGUAUGGUGCCUCCUCCUGGACCUUAUUCUGCUGGUCACGGUGGACCUGGUGGGAUGGGUCCUUACGGUGGAUACUCUGGAGGACCACCACCGCCACAUCAUAUGAAUUCUACUCCGUCUUCUAUGGGUGGUGGGGGUACUGGAGGAGGAGGUGGUUAUGGAGGUCCAUAUGCUGGUCAUUACAGUGGAUAUGGUGGUGCAGGAUCUGGCGGUUAUGGAUCAAUGGGUGGUCACGGUGGUGGUUAUGGUGGGCCUGUUGCUGGAAGUGGACCGUAUAGAAUGCCGCCAAGUUCCAUGUCUGGUGGUGGUUAUCCAGAGAGUGGCCAUUAUGGGCAUUCGUCAGCUUCUGCAUAUCCUGGCCAGCAUCCGCCUGUUGGUUCCUCCCCAGUGCCAAGAGUUCCUCUUGGAGGAAUGUACCCCAACGGUCCACCAAAUUACUGA
Messenger RNA from Eruca vesicaria subsp. sativa (arugula), 1245 nucleotides. NCBI's taxonomy places the organism in Eukaryota, Viridiplantae, Streptophyta, Magnoliopsida, Brassicales, Brassicaceae. The record is from the annotation of a GenBank genome assembly.